Messenger RNA from Eucalyptus grandis, 1697 nucleotides. Its product is annotated as anthocyanidin 3-O-glucosyltransferase 5. Gene Ontology annotation, molecular function: UDP-glycosyltransferase activity. The transcript has 2 exons. Lineage: Eukaryota; Viridiplantae; Streptophyta; Magnoliopsida; Myrtales; Myrtaceae. The record is from RefSeq and is a predicted model, not a curated record. The coding region runs from base 62 to 1549 and encodes 495 amino acids.
GCCAAACUAUGUUGUAGCCAACGUAUGUUCUUCAUACACACCGUCAGCUUUACUUCAUUCCAUGGAUUUUGACCUCUUUUCCUCCAAUUCAUCGAUGGAGAAGCCGAAAAAGCUCCAUGCGGCGCUCCUCUCGAGCCCUGGCAUGGGCCACCUCAUCCCCAUCAUGGAGCUCGGCAAGUGCCUUGUAGCCGACCAUGGCUUCGAGGUCACCAUCUUCGUCGUCCCCUCCCAGGCCUCCCGUGCUGAGGCAGAGAUCAUCGACUCCGCCAUGACCCCCAAGCUCCUCGACAUCGUGGAGCUCCCUGCCCCCGACCUCACGGCUGCUGGCCUUGGCCCGAAUGCCUCCAUGGUGGAGAGGCUUGCGGUCAUGAUGCGCGAGGCGCGGUCGGCGUUCAGGUCCGCGCUGAAAGCCAUGGAGGCCCCACCCGAUGUCCUCAUCGUGGACCUGUUCAGGACGGAGCAUCUAUGCAUGGGUGAUGAGUUGAGGAUCCCUAAGUACGUCUACGUCCCUUCCAACGCAUGGUUUCUUGCGCUGCUCCUACACUCACCGGUGCUGGACAAGGAAGUCAAAGGAGAGUAUGUGGACCAGACUGAACUACUCAAGAUCCCGGGCUGCAAGCCGGUCCGACCAGAGGACGUGGUGGACCCGAUGCUGGACCGAUCCAACCAGCAGUACCACGAGUACUUGCGGAUUGCUGGCGAGAUCGCGAUGGGAGAUGGAAUCCUGUUGAAUGUGUGGGAGGAUUUGCAGGCCGAGACGCUCGCCGCGCUGAGGAAUGAGGAGUUCUUGGGCCGGGCCGUGAACGGUCCGGUCUAUACCGUUGGGCCGCUCAUUAGACCGGUCAGACCGGCCGGUUUGGGGAAGGAGCUGCUGGAAUGGCUGGAUAAGCAGCCGCGCGAGUCGGUGUUCCUUGUCUCGUUUGGGAGUGGAGGGACUAUGUCGGCUGAGCAGCUGGCCGAGCUGGCUUGGGGAUUAGAGCUGAGCCGACAAAGGUUUAUAUGGAUAUUUCGGAAACCAAUAGUGGAAUCUCUUGAUGGAUCAUUCUUUGAUGUGGGAAAGGGAGGUGGUGAUGAUGAGCUUUCGAGCUUUCUGCCGGAUGGAUUUGCGGUACGUACUCGGGAUGUGGGAUUAAUAAUUCCAUUGUGGGGCCCACAAUUGGACAUCCUGAGCCAUCCAUCUGUAGGCGGGUUUCUAUCUCAUUGCGGAUGGAACUCAACCCUAGAGAGUAUAGUGAAUGGAGUGCCCAUGAUUGCCUGGCCAUUGUACGCCGAGCAAAGGCAAAAUGCGACACUCCUCGCGGAGGAGAUCGGAGUGGUGAUUCGGCCAAAGGAGCUGCCGUCGAAGAAGAUUGUGGGGAGGGAAGAGAUAGAGAAGUUGGCGAGGAUGAUAAUAGCAAAGAAAGAAGGGCACCAGAUGAGAGCUAGAGUCAAAGAGCUCAAGAGCACUGCCGAAAAGGCUGUGACUAAAGGGGGUACUUCCUAUGAGUCCCUACGUAGAAUGAAGGAAGAUUGCAAAAUGAGGAUCCAUCAGAUUAACAAAGCUCAUUAAGUCAUUGCACAUGUGUGUAACAUCAAAUGGAAUAAUAAUGCAAAUUGACAGGACAAUGCUUGAACUAGCAACAGUUUGCUUGAAGCGUAUUGAUGAUGUAGGACUCUUACAUGUUCAUGUAUUCAGUAUUGAGGAGACAUUACAUUCA